Molecule: messenger RNA, 1059 nt
Organism: Zingiber officinale
Lineage: Eukaryota; Viridiplantae; Streptophyta; Magnoliopsida; Zingiberales; Zingiberaceae
Exons: 3
Coding region: 1-1059 (352 amino acids)
Source: RefSeq, a predicted model, not a curated record
AUGGAAGAGGAAGAGGAACAACCUUUUAUUACCAUACUCAAGAAACCCAAGCUUACUGAGGAAGUUCCCUUUCGUGACACUUUUGGUACUUUUGUGCAGACCCCUAUUGCUCCUUCACCUAUUUCUUUUGAGAGAGGUAAGGCACCAAUGCUCCCUACCCACAUUAUUUCCAAUCUUUCUCUUAGAAUGAUAAGACCAGCUCUACUUAUUCCUUCCUCUUCUGUUCUUGUAUCAGCUACUUCUGCUUCUCAGACGGCUACUACUACUUCUGCAUCCUCUCAGCCUCUUUCCUUGGCCUUACCUCCUUUGGCUUCUGGAUCCCGAGCGAGAAGAACACCUUACAAGAGAUCUUCUCCGAGUCCAGGACCAUCAGCUAUCCAUGCUCCUACAACUGAAUCAACUUUCAUUGCUUUGCCAUCUUCCAUCCCCUCUAGUUCUUCCUCUGUUAUUCUCAUUUCUACCACUUCUUCUCUUUCUCUUCCUUCUUCUUCCACCCGGCCUUCCUCACCUUCUAUCCUCCCACCUUUGUUUAGACAGGCUAUGGGUCUGCCCUCUCAACUGGGACAAGCUUCGGACCCUCCUGGUUAUGGUUUUCUACAGCUACAAGGACCGUUGGCUGAGUCUUGGCAGCAUAGUCAAGAACUGUUAAGGGGCACUAGUAUUUCCAACCGCAUUGACAGUCACAGUCGUCAAGCUGUUGUCUUUCUUGCCUCAAGUCUUCAUCUAGACCAACUAGUCAUUGCUUUGGAAAGGGACAAUAGCAAGUUAAAAGCUCAAGUAGAGGCACUGAAAGCCAAUCUUCCCCCUUCCCACAUUGAGCUUACUCAAUUACAAGAGAAGAUAGCCUCACAGACUCAACAAAUAGAGGCUAUGAAAAAGGAAUUGCAGCAUCAGCACCAGUUAUUGAAAAAUAAAGAGCUGGAAAGGAAAACCUUGGAGUUACAGGUGGAUCGGUUAAAUUCCAGCCUCCAGGCCCAAGAAUCAGCCUCAAGUGAGUUUGCUAUUCUACAAGAGCAAGAACAGAGAAAGGCUCAAGAUGCAGAGAUAUCCUCACUUUGA